Messenger RNA from Lucilia sericata (common green bottle fly), 795 nucleotides. Its product is annotated as anaphase-promoting complex subunit cdh1-like. The transcript has 2 exons. Lineage: Eukaryota; Metazoa; Arthropoda; Insecta; Diptera; Calliphoridae. The record is from RefSeq and is a predicted model, not a curated record. Bases 257 to 595 code for a protein of 112 amino acids.
UUUCUCCACCUCAUCACAACCAACAGCAACAACUUCAACUAUAACAGCAGAUUCAACAACAACACCAAAAAUAACCAAAUUAUUACCAGUCAAUAAUUAAAAUACAACUCUGUAAUUAUUCGAACAAAAAUCAAAACAAAACGAAGCUGACCUUCAAAAACACAACGCUUUAUCAAACAAACAAUUCUACGCUCUGAUCAUUUCUGGAUUUAUCAUUUUGAGUUCAUCUGGCAUCCAAAUCGAUGAGCAAGCUAAUAUGAUUAUAUCAAAACUUUUACGUGCCUUGGGACCCACUAUAUUACGUACCGCCGUACAAGGUAAUACCGCCAAUAGAGCAAGAGCUUCAUUUGAUGCUGAUUUCGAUGAUGAUGAUGAUGACAAUAGCAGCAGUAGCAGCAGUACAGGUAGUAGCACUUCAUCUAGCAGUGGUACUAGAGUAUCCAUAGAAUUGCCCACAUUUGAGCCAGAAGAUGAUGAUAAUAAUGAGGUAGAUAGUGGUGAUAAAACUACAACUACCACGAGUACAACUACAGAAUCCACAAAAUGUGAGUGGAAUGGCAACAAAAAUGAAAAUGUUUGCUACAACAACGCUUAAAAACUUAAUAAGCUAUACUUUUUAAAAAAAUAUAUACAAUAAUAUGGUUAGUGUUGCCAUUUAAAAAUAUGAAUUAAUCUGGCAAUGCUUUUUAAAUUAUUGUAGAUUUUUUUAUUAAGUAAUUGGCGCUUAUUUCUUGUCUUCUUCACAAUUGGUUUUUAAUAAAAAAUUUUUUUCUUUUUUUAUUGGAAUUUUUCUUU